Protopterus annectens (West African lungfish) is the source of this 6873-nucleotide messenger RNA. RefSeq names its product RB binding protein 6, ubiquitin ligase (gene RBBP6). Bases 852 to 6458 code for a protein of 1868 amino acids. Gene Ontology annotation, cellular component: nucleus. The transcript has 18 exons. Lineage: Eukaryota; Metazoa; Chordata; Ceratodontiformes; Protopteridae. Gene Ontology annotation, biological process: ubiquitin-dependent protein catabolic process; protein ubiquitination; mRNA processing. The record is from RefSeq and is a predicted model, not a curated record. Gene Ontology annotation, molecular function: ubiquitin protein ligase activity; zinc ion binding; nucleic acid binding.
ACACCACCCCUGCCGUCUAGAUUCUGAAACCCCUGAAGAGGAUGGACGAAAUAGACGCCAUAGUUACACAUCAGUGUUGAAGAGUUUGGCAGUGUGUACUUAUAGCUGAUUUAUUUGUCCAUAUUUGUUUGUACAUUGCAGUGGCUUAACUGUGUUGACGAAAGUUUUAUUAUCAAGCAGACUAAAAUAAGCAUAUCUGAGCAACCAACACGUGUAUAAAUGACGGUUCAACUUUCCCCUUUUAGAUGGGCCCUUUGCUUUUGUUGGCUGUGGAUUAAACAUAUUUUGGAUUUUAAGGGGGGUUCUCUUCAUAUCGAGUAAGAAACAGGGAGCAGUUAUAAUUUAAAUUAAUAAAACACAAGCUAUCACCAUAUCGUAAAAGGAUAUCGAAAACUACGUCUGAGCAGUACGAUUUCGUUUGACUCGGGGCUCUAGUUGGAUUUGUUAUCAGAGCAGAGGAAUUGUGCGUGGGCCUUGAGAAGUGAAAAUCUGGUAGGUCUGGUUUUGGAUUUGGGUCUGCAUUGCGGCAUAGUCGGAGAAAAUACAUUUUUGGAACGUGUUUGUGAUGUAGGAACGUUUUGCGCCUUUGUCUUUUGGACUUUUGAAAAAUGCUUUGAGCAUUAAACGAACAAAAUGUUGAUGGUAAAGUCUGCUUAAAUAGUGACUUACGUGCAUGCCCACAGAGUCGUAAACUUAAGACAUUUAAUAUUAUGUUUCCUGUGGGGGGUUGUGCAGGUUUAACACUUGCGAUGCCCGAAUGACCAGCGUUUUGAAUGGGCUUUUUUAGUACCGUUUCGCGUAAUUUGGAUGCUGCUCCUGUGGAGUGAGAGUGUACUGGAGUUGUAAGUAACAUGUCGUGUGUUCAUUACAAGUUUUCCUCUAAAUUGAACUAUGACACUAUUACGUUUGAUGGCCUGCAUAUUUCCUUGUGUGACUUGAAGAAGCAAAUCAUGGGAAGGGAGAAACUGAAAGCAGCGGACUGCGACUUGCAGAUAACUAACGCCCAAACCGAUGAAGAAUAUACCGAUGAUGCUGCGUUAAUCCCUAAAAAUUCGUCUGUGAUUGUUAGGAGAAUCCCCAUUGGAGGAGUAAAAACUGCCAGCAAAACCUAUGUGGUAUCCAGAACUAAGCCUACACUAAAGACAAAGAAGCAAGUCGAUGACUCUUCCACAUCUAUUUCUCUGGCCCAGCUUUCAAAGACUGCUAAUCUGGCGGAAGCAAAUGCAUCUGAAGAAGAUAAAAUUAAAGCAAUGAUGUCACAAUCUGGUCAAGAUUAUGAUCCUGCCAACUAUAUGAAGAAAACGCUGGGUCCCCCUCCCCCAUCAUACACGUGUUUCAGAUGUUUGAAACCUGGACAUUAUAUUAAAAACUGCCCAACAAAUACGGACAAGAAUUUUGAAGCUGCAACAAGGAUCAAGAAAAGCACUGGAAUCCCGAGGAGUUUCAUGAUGGAGGUGAAUGAUCCUAAUAUGAGAGGUGCUAUGCUUACCAACACAGGAAGAUAUGCUAUUCCUACUAUUGAUGCGGAAGCUUAUGCCAUAGGAAAGAAGGAAAAGCCACCAUUUUUGCCAGAAGUGCCAUCAUCAUCUUCAGAAGAAGAAGACCCCAUUCCUGAUGAGCUGCUUUGCCUUAUCUGUAAGGAUAUAAUGACUGAUGCAGUUGUUAUCCCUUGUUGUGGCAAUAGUUACUGUGAUGAAUGUAUCAGAACAUCUUUAUUGGAAUCUGAGGAGCAUACAUGUCCAACAUGCCAUCAGACAGAUGUGUCUCCUGAUGCUCUAAUAGCCAACAAAUUUUUGCGUCAGGCUGUGAACAACUUCAAAAAUGAAACCGGUUAUACAAAAAGACUUCGAAAGCAACCAGUUCAGAGUCAGGCAAAACCACCCAUUGCUCGUACCAUGCAACUAGUGGGAAGAGUGACAGCCUCUAGGCAGCAGGAUCCACUGAUGGUAGCAGCAGCUACAGCCUCUGCUUCAGUUUCAGCUCCCAUUACAGUUCCUGUUUCAACAGCAUCACAAACCACAGUUGCAAGUACAGUUACAACUACUGUGCAUGGUAGUCAUUCAGCUGUAUCUGUCUCUGUUGCUAACACAUCUACAGCACCACUCAAGUCUGAAACACUGGAGGGCUUAGAAUCAAAUGAGCCUAAAAGUGCAGUUUUGAAUACCACUGCUAUAUCCUCUGCCUGUUCAUCCACAUCCACUACUGCAGUUUCAGAGCAAAAGGUGUAUCAAGUUUCACUUCUUGGACAGCCUGCUUCACAUAUACAUCAGGCAUCACAUACACAGGCUGGUUCGCCUACACAUGGACAACCAACUACUCAAGUUCAGCUAGUUUCACAAGGACAGCCAUCAUCACAUUUGCAGCCAGCUGCACACAUUCAACCAGCUGCACAUGGGCAGCCUGCUCCUCAUGCUCAACCUUCUCCUCAUAAUCAGCCGCCUCCUCUUGCUCAGACUGCUCCGCAUGCUCAGCCUCCCCCACUUGGACAGCCUGCCGCACAUGUUCAACCUGCUGCACAUGUUCAACCUGCUGCACAUGUUCAGCCUGCUCUACAUGGACAAGCUGCUCCACAUGCUCAACCUCCACAUGGACAGCAGACUUCACAUGGACAGCCAGCUCCACACGCACAGCCUGCACCUUAUGGACAGUCUCUACAGAUGCCAGGUCCCCCACUUAGAACCAACUCAGUACGACCUCCAGGGAACAGAACUGGCUGGGCACCAGCUACCGGAAGAGGAUGUCCACAAAGUGAUCGUGCAACAAGAACUCAAACCCAGACGUUACCAACUUCUACUCCUGUGUUUGUGCCUCCACCUCUGUAUCCUCCACAUCCACAUGGGAUUCCACUGCCUGCUGGAGUACCACCACCUCAAUUCCCACCACAGUUUCCACCAGGACAGCCGCCACCCUCUAAUUUCCCUGUCCCCCCACCAGGGUUUCCCCCAGCACCGUCAAACAUUACAACUCCUUGGGUAGGACCUGCAACGCAGCCAGCUCCUCACACAAGUACUAUGCCAGCAAUUACUCCUCAAGCACCCCCUUUGUCCAGGGAAGAGUUUUACAGAGAGCAACGGAGACUUAAAGAAGAGGAGAAAAAGAAGUCUAAACUGGACGAGAUGACAAAUGAUUUUGCGAAAGAGUUAAUGGAAUACAGAAAGAUCCAAAAAGAAAGAAGGCGCUCCUAUUCAAGGUCAAAUUCACCAUAUAGUGAGUCAUCAUAUAGUGGGAGUUCCUACUCUUUCUCAGAUUCAAGAUCUCGUUCACGAUCACGCUCUUAUUCUCGGUCCUUUAGUCGCUCUCGCUCUCGUUCUUAUUCAAGGUCUCCCACCUAUUCUAGAAGAGGACGAGGAAAAAGAGCAUAUCGUUCUAGGUCUAGAUCACAUGGAUAUCAUCGUUCGAGAUCUCGAUCGCCCGUUUAUAGAAGGUUUCAUUCUCGAUCAAAAUCUCCUCCUCCUCCUGCUGCUCCUGUUACAUACAGAACACAUUCUCCUAAUAAAAGAAAUGUCCCUCAGGUAGAAGGUGAUAGAGAACAUUUCAAUCGUUAUAGGGACAUUCCACCAUAUGAAGCAAAAGUCUAUUACAAUCGGUCUGCUGACCCAUUUGAGAGAGAAAGAUACAGAGAAUGGGAAAGAUCUUACAGAGAAUGGUAUGAAACGUACUGCAAGGGCUAUAAUCCUGGCACUCAGCCAAGGCCAAGGUCUCCAGCAAAUAGAGAGAACUAUACUCCAGAGCGUUAUGGACCGCAAGUAGGUAGGAGAGAUGAGAAUUCUUAUUUUAGGGGAAGAAGACCUGAAUAUCCAGGAGGCCCAAGUCAUAGAGGCCGUAAUAUUGGACAAAAUUUUCAGGAAAAGUUUGCAAAUAAAGAUGUGCAUAAUGUUAAAGACAUGAGAGCAAAAGAGAAAGAUGCAGAAAAUCCAUCUGGAGAUUUGAAAGGUUUGAAACACAAAAAACAUAGAAAAAAACGAAAGGGAGAAGAAAAUGAAAUAUUUAUGAACUCAGAACCAUUAGAUGGUUCAAAAAAGCCAAGGUAUACAGGUACUGAAGAAAAUAAGAGUGAAUCCUUAUUUAUUCCUCCAAGUAGAGAUGAUGCAACACCAGUGAGAGAUGAACCAAUGGAAGCAGAGUCCGUUCCUUACAAACCUGUGUCUGAAAAGGAACGUAAAGAAAAAACAAAGUCUAAAGCUGAUAAAAUGAAGCGUAAACCAGAUGUUGGUGCCAAGAAAGACCCCGCUUUAAAAGUAACACAGGGUCAUGUGGAUCCUGAAACAUCUCCUCAUAAUGAACCUUUCAAUAAAAAAUGCAGGGAUGAUAUUAAUCAAAAAAGUGAGAUGGCAAAGCAGUUUCCACAAGUGAAAGAUGAUAAAUCCAUACAGCUGCAGAAAGUACAGACUAAAAGUUUAAAAGAACAAGAAACUAAGCCAAUAAAAGAAGAGAAAAUAAAGAAGGAGUCCAAUAAAGACCGGAAAUGUGAAAAACAGCCAGGUAAGGAGGAGAAGCCUAAAAAGUUAAUUGAAAAAUUGAACAAACCUGUAGAUGUCAAAACAGAAAAGAAGAAAAAGAAAGUAGAAGAAAAAGAAGGAAAUGAAGGCGAGGGACAGUCUCUUAAAGUCCCAAAAAUUGAAGUUGAAGAAGUACCAAAACCAGCACCAAAAACUAAAAGUGAACCUGAAAAAACAAUUGACAAACCAUCUGAAAAAGACAAGCCUGCACCAGUAAAUCCACCAAUAAAAAAGAUAAAAGUGAAUCGAGAUGUGGGUAAAAAGACUGCAACUGGUGAUGAUUUAUCAACUGAUUAUCCAAGUGAUAAAGUGGAGCCAGGUGGUGUAAAAGUCAAGCAAGAAAAAGUCAAAACAAAAAUGCGGAGAAAAGUUGUAGCCCCUGAUUCAGCUGGUUCUACUCUUGUGGAUUAUACAAGCACAAGCUCUGCUGGAGGCAGUCCUGUCAGGAAAAAUGAGGAAAGGCAAGAUAUUAGGAGGACUGUUAUUAAAACAAUGGAGGAGUACAAUAAUGACAACACAGUACCUGCUGAAGACGUUAUAAUUAUGGUCCAGGUUCCUCAAUCAAAAUGGGAUAAAGAUGACUUUGAGUCUGAGGAGGAGGAAGUCAAGGCAUCACAUACAGUUGCUUCAAAUGUAGUAAAGGCUGCACCAAGUUUAAAAAGUGUUGGGGUUAAAGUUGUAAAUCCUGUUAAAAAUACUGAAAAAGAAAGUAGUGCUUCAGAUAAAGCUCCUAAACCAGUGAAAGAUUCUACUGAAGGAAUUAAUUCUGAAUCCAAGCCAUCAAAAAUCGCUGCUCCUAGUGAGAAAGGAAGAUCUAAAGAGAGAGACCAUGUUGCUGUGGAAAGAGAACCGCUGGAUAAACGAAAAGGAGCUUCUCAAGAAAAAGACAAGAACUCUGAGCAACCAGCUGAACAAGGAACUGUGAAAAGUGUUGUUCGGUUGGGUUCUAAAGAAAAAUUGUCAGAUAAGCUUGAUAUAAAUAGAGGCUCUUCAACUAAAGAGAGUACAGUCACCUGUGACAAAAAGACUGAACAUGAGCCUAAUAGAGAUCCUUCAACUUCUAAACGGAAAGAUGAAAAAGUUGAGGUUAGAAGAAAAGACUCGCCAUGUCGAAGUAAAGAGUCAACCCCAAGGCAAAUGGCCAGAGAACAAGAAAUCUUUGUAGAUGUGUCCAAAAGGGGAAAUGAGCGUAGUUACAGUCCUGCAAGGGAACGAAAAGUAUACAUAGAUUACAGAAGCUCCUCUGAACUGCAGUAUGCAUCUGAAGAAAGGUUAUUAGAUAAAAACUCAAAUAAGGAAAAAGACAGAGGUGCCCUCAUAGAAAUAAAAACAAACAGAGAGAAGGAAUCAGGUAGUCACAAGUCAUUUGCUAGAAUGGGAUCACCAGAAUCUAGGAAUGAUAAAGACUAUUCUUCUGGACAUUAUGACAGGGACUAUAGCAAAACUAAAGCACCUCUAGCCCGAUCAUGUAGACUUUCAUCAGAUUUGACUAGAGAAACUGAUGAAUCUGCUUUUGUACCGGACUAUAACGAAAGCGAUAGUGAUAGCAAUCCAUCUGAAGAUGAUGAACAUUUAGAAAGACAUUCUAAAGAACCAAAAGUCAGAUCAGAAAAAAAUAAAGAAAGCAAGAGUAUGUCAGGCUCUCAACAUAGUAGAAGUCCGAGCCGGAGUAGUGCAAGUGUUACUCACAGUCGUAGUCAGAGCCCUACAGGAAGCCAUGCACGGAGCAGUAGUGUUAGUUCUGCAGAGAGUCAAGACAGCAGGAAAAAGAGAAAGAAGAAGGAUAAGAAGAAACACAAAAAGCAUAAGAAACACAAAAAACAUAAGAAACAUGCCGGAAGUGAGCUGGAGUCUGAGAAAGGACAAAAACAUAAACACAAGAAAAAAAAGUCAAAAAAAAGCAAAGACAAGGAAAAAGAUAAAGAUGACCAAAAAUUAAAAUCUUCUGUCAGUGUUUAACAUGACAGAUUAAAAAUGAAUUGACUUAUUUUUAAGUCAUCUGUAAUAAAUGUAAUAAUGUAAAAAAAAGGUCUCAGAUUUGUACAUAGUAAUUUGAACGACUCUCUGCAACACUUAAUAUAUUGCUGCUUGUCUAUUUGAUUUUUACAUUGGGGCUUUAUAAAUUAAACAUUUUGUAAAGAAUUAUAUGUUUGACCAUGAAAACAUGAGAAAUUUCACUAGGGUGUUUUAAGUUCAACCACCAGUGAAUAAAUUGGUGGGAUUUGCUGUACUGUGAAUUAUUUCACAUCAGACUUUUUUUAUUGCCUGGCUGAAAAGCUGACUUAAUAUUACUGUAACAGCAGAAUGACUUGCAAAAUUCAUUGGAACAUUAAGUCACUUUUGAGUACAAUAAAAAAAAAAUGUUCCUAAAAUA